Molecule: messenger RNA, 3595 nt
Organism: Oryctolagus cuniculus (rabbit)
Lineage: Eukaryota; Metazoa; Chordata; Mammalia; Lagomorpha; Leporidae
Gene: CFAP99
Product: cilia and flagella associated protein 99
Source: RefSeq, a predicted model, not a curated record
GCGCCCGCCGUUGCUAGGUGACGACGCCCCAACGACGCGCCCCAGUCCGGCGGCUGCUGAGGUCUUGGGCCACCCCGAGAAAGUCGAGAAAAGUCGGCGGCAGCCAGCGAUCGCCGGGGCGCCCGGCUCCCGCGGACCCGGGGAACCUCUGCGGCGGCAGGCGGAGGCGCGAGGGGCUGCCCGGCGGCCGGGAGCGGGCCGACAGGGCCGUGCCCCGGGAGAUGGCCUACUACAGGAAGUGCGUGGAGCUGGCCGUCGAGCAGCUGGACAAGUUUCAGCCUGAGAAGGACCACCCGGAGCAGUUCCUGGAGGCCGUGUCUGCCUCGCUGCAGGCUGUGAGCCCGCAGAAGCAGGCCUUUGUUCUGGAGCUCCUGUCCGGGUGUCUGGAGUACCAGAAGCUGCUGACCGUCGUGGUGGACGCCUUCUACGUGCGGGCUGGCCGGCUCUGCCUGUGGGCCGACUACAGCCUCUUCGAGGUGACCUGCUACCUGGCCACCUUCCAGCUGGAGGAGCUCGGCUUCCCACUCUUCUGUGACAUCAUCAGGGCCCAGCCCGUGGACAAGAUGCGAAAGUUCCUCGGGUUCUUCUUCAACCCCGUAAACCUGUGUUCCUGGAUCAAGGACGAGUGGAGCCUCAUUUACGAGACAAACUACGUGAAGGAGAACUGGAUCGACCCCCUGAUGAGAUGGCAACCGAAGGUCCAGGAGCUGAUCAGCCAGCUGGAGGGAGUGUCGGCAUGUCAAGUCCCCCUUCUGAAGUCCAAGGCUAAGGCCACAGAGCCCAAGGAAUUCAACCUGACCGUCCCCAGGCCCCGCGCCAUCCCAGUGCCGGAGCCAGUCCCCAGCUUGGCCAAGAUGAAAGCAGUGCCCCGGAGCACCUACCAGGUGCCCAAGGAGCAGCAGCAGCUGGAGAUGAUCAAGAGAGACAACCGCCGCAGGGCCGAGGAGCUGCUGCUGAAGGCGAACCUGGAGGAGCUGCGGUGCGCGAUGCCCAGGGCCCGCGGGGAGAAGCCGGCACAGGAAUGCAAGAAGCAGCUGCAACCCCAGAUCCCACCUCGAAUUCGAAAGACUCCAAAGCUGACCUUCUACAGGCCGGACAACGCCCCCGUCAAGCUGAACACCGCAGCCAUCCUGCGGGAAGGGGCCUUAUACCAGCGGCAGGUGGAGCGAGAGCUGCAAAGGGUUGACCAGCUUGUGGACGGGGCCGGGGACAUCUCUGAGUUCCUGGAGUGGCAGAAGCAGAUGCUGGCCAAGGACCGGGAGGAGCAGCUGGCCGCGGACGAGUGCCGGCGGCUGCGGGGGAAGCUCAGCCAGCAGGAGGCGGUGCUGGCCCGGCACAGCCACGUGCAGGAGAACAGGCAGAAGGCCGACCAGAAGAAGGAGGAGACGGCAGAGCUGAUGCGGCAGUGUGCAGCGAGGCGGCUGCAGGAGGAGCGGUCGGUGAGAGAGCUGGUGCAGCAGGUGGUGGAGGCGCAGAAGAACGUGAAGGCGGCUCAGGCGAAGCUGGUCCAGGACCGGCGGCAGAUAGUUCAGGAAGUGGCGGAGGAGAGCCGGGAGCUGCUGCAGCGCACCGCGGAGGCGGCCAGGGAGGAGCAGAGGCGGCGCUGGGAGCUCACCUCUCAGCGGCGGGCGCUGGAGACGCAGCCCACGCGCAAGGGCAAGCUGGUGGACCUGACCCAGAUCCCAGGGUACGGCCUGGAAGGGGAGAUGUCGGUGGUGGAGCUGCGUGAGCGCCUGGCCCUGCUCAGAGAGAGCCAGCGGCGCCAGGAGGAGGAGAAGCGGGAUCAGAUCAUCCAGGGCAAGCGCGCCAGGAGCCAGGAGCUGCGCACCACGCUGGAGCAGAUCUCGCUGUGCCGAGCGGCCAUGGGACGGGCCGCAGCCUUGAGGUGGGAGGAGAAGAAAGCGCAGGCGGCGGCCCCGAGGGACCGCUCCGGGGACGAGCGCGUGCAGGAGCUGCGGCGCAGAGUGGAGGAGCGGGCGACCGAGCGCCGCAGGCAGGCGGCCCUGCUGCACGUGGUGGCGCCGAGGACAGCGCGACCCCCGGCCGCGGGUCCGGCGGAGGCGCAGCACUGGUAGGAGCUGGGGCGGAGCCGGGAGCGCAGGCUGCGGGCGCUGCAGCGCGGGGACGCCCCUCCCGGGCCCGCGCCCCGCCUCGAGGCCGCCUGAGCCCCGCCCGGGCGGCGCGCGCGGCCGGCGGCGCGCACCUGUUCUCCACCGUCGCCACCUGCCCGGAGCAGACUGGCCAGAGCAGAGGCGAGACGCCCAGUUACGGCACGGGAGAAACUUACGCUGGAGGAGUGUCCGCUCUUCAUAUGGAAUUAAAGUUUGACUGGGUGCCCUGUAUUUUCACAUGCUAAAUCUGGCCGCGCUGGCCCGGGUCCCAGCCCUUCCCCGCGGUCCAGGGCAAGGCGUUCUCGGCCCCUGACCUCUGGAGCUCCCAGAACCUGGAGUCCCCACCCUGUUCCCCUAGGCGGGUUUCUUCUCCUGCGAAACGGGCCAAGGAAAGUGGGCAGGAUUCUUGGGCAACAGCUAAGGACUGGCCCUUCCGGGGCCUGUCCCCUGCAGCCCUCACAAUGCCAGGCAAGGGUGAGGCCGCCCCCAAGUUGAGCACCCCCACAUCCUCUCCGCAUCACUGCAGGAGCCCUGCUUCAGCAAAACCGGGACUGCUUGGAGGCAUGAGCUGGCCCCCGGCAGGAACCAGGAUGGAAAAACAGCAGGAAAAGUAAAGAAUGGGGCAGGUGUUUGGCCUAGCCGCCGAGGCCCACCCUGAAUGCCGGGCGCCUUUUCCAAAUCCAGCUACCCGGCACCCUGGCAAGCAGGCAGCAGCUGGUGGCUGAAAUGGCUGGGUCCUUCCACCCACGUGCAGGCCUGGACUGAGCUCCCGGUUCCUGGUUCCGCCUGGCCCAGCCCCUGCUGUUACCCGCAGGGGAGGGAACCCGUGAAUAGGACCUCCCUCUCCGUCUUUGUCUCUCUGCCUUUGAAAUAAAUAAAUUUUAAAAAGGUAAAGCACAUUACCUUACGGGCAGUCCCGUCCCGGGGGAAGGGAGUAAACAGGCCGGGAGCUGUGUCUAGGAGAGAGACCCCCCACACCUUCCCCUUCCUCCUGGGGCCUGCAGAGAGGCCACCUCGGUCCCAGGGAGCACUCAGGAAGGGGGCAUCCCGGCACUGACAAGAACAGAUGGAAGUGGAGCCCUCCACUAUGCUGCAUCCUAUCAGACUUCCCGCAAGCCGGGGUGGUAAAGAGGGAUUCCCGUCGCUGUUGAAUCCGAGCUGGGAGCAGAUUAAAUUCCGUCUCAACAAAUAAAAGUUUUGCCACCUUGUGAUGUGUAAGCCCGCUUUAUCUGACAUUGAGGGGUACAUCAAUGGUUGCUGAUCCAGAGACCCCUGCAGCCCUGGGGGCUUUGAAAGGGGACUUCUUAGCUCCUGGAACUGGCGAUCCGAAGGAGGGUGGCUGCAGCCUGUGCCGACCUCCAGCGGGGUAGCAGGUCCAGUCUCAGGAACAUGCAACAGGUGCUGCAGCCCCACUGACCCUGAACGUGUGGAGCUGGCGUGGGGGAUGAGGGGUCUGCACGGUGGCCUGAGCAAGCCUGGCGGCA